GGUUAUGCAAAUGGGGACAACAAUGCAAAUGGGAACAACAACAAAUGGAAAUAUUACUGGAUUAUUUAGUUUCAAUAAUAAUUCUACAAAUACUGCUGGAAUUACUUCGGCACAUUGUCAACAAUUGGAUGAACCUUUUGAGCUAGAAGAGGGAGGAAGCCGUAAAAGUUCUGAUGAAAAAUUAAGACGUCGCUAUCCAUCUCGCUCAAUCUCUAAUACAUUGGACGAUGACGACAACAACGCGGAAUGCCAUGUUGCCUUUACUGUGGCCACAAGUGUGUUAAGUCUUUCCUAUCCUUCUUCAACAACAUUUUCUCCUUCAACUUCUCAAUUAAAUUCUUCUCAACAACAAAAACUACAAACACAACAGCAACCAAAGCUUUCCAACUUUUUUCAAAAAAUUCCAACGACUAAAUUGACGGAAAAUGGAAGAGGAGGAGAGAAAGGAAAUUUAGAAGAACUAUUUUCUUCUGAUGAAUUGUAA
Meloidogyne enterolobii is the source of this 484-nucleotide messenger RNA. The record is from the annotation of a GenBank genome assembly. Lineage: Eukaryota; Metazoa; Nematoda; Chromadorea; Rhabditida; Meloidogynidae.